AUGGUGCUAGGGCCCGCAAACUGCCGCCGGAGCGCGCGCUGCGAAAGGAAGUGCUUCUCCGAUGACCAAUCAGCGGCGAGAAGCCGUUUUAACGUCCCUCCCUCUUCCAGCCCUCCUUCUCCGCUCCCUGGUUCCUACCCCCUCCUGCCCCCUACGGCUCCCUGCGGUUCGGCCCUUCCAGGACACCGUCGCCCGCGCUCGCUUUCGGCUCGGAGUCCGGCCGUGACCUUUCUUGGCGGUAUGGCCAGCUCAGAGGCUGAAUGGGUACAAAUUGCCAAUAACCUUCUUUUUAAAUGUCACAUACACCUGAGGAUACAUCAACUUGAAGACUGUGAUGCUAAUGUUUUUGUUGCACUUUAUCAAUCCAUUUUGGGAGAAAAGGUACCAGACCUCAUAGCUAUUUCCAGGAGUCAAGAAGAUGAUGCUCACAAUGUACAAUCUGUGAUUGAUUCACUAGCUUUGGAUUACCUUCAGGUCAGCUUGUCUCACAUAACAGGAGAAAACAUAGUGAAAGGGGAUAAGGAAUCUAUCAAGAAUCUCCUAGAAAUAUUUGAUGGAUUGUUGGACUAUCUGACAGAACACAUCAGUGAAACGUCUCACAACAACAGUGAAACUGAACAGUACUUUAAGGACUCUCAUGGAGAGGAACCCGUGGAAGAGCUAGAAAGUAUCAAGGAGUCCAAGUCAUCCUGGAAAAAAGUUUCUUUUGGGAGGUGUUCCUUCUCAUCUGAUGCUUUGGGGCCCACCUGGGAUGAAGAUGGAGCAGAAUCCACAGGUGAAAUAAUUAGGCUUGGAGACACCGCACAUACCUUUUCCCUAAGAAGUCAUGGUGCUCAAAAUUUCAUGGACAUGGAGUCUAGCAAAGUUUCAGCUUCACCAGGCAGUAAACCACGUGAGGAAGUGUGGAACCCCAUCUCAUCGAGCUUUCUAUCCAAGAACGGAACAACUUUUGAGGCAGCAGAAACCUCUUCUGUGAGUAUGGUUACAAGUGCCAGGAAAUUAGGUGAGCCAAUCCGAGCUGCCAUUCCCUUACAUCCUCCCUACCAUCCUUCUGAGCCUCGAGCACCUUGUCCCAUAGGGAAGGAAUACCUCCGAUCAAGUCACUACUCGUCUGCCCUGACUUCUGGAGAGCAUUCAGCACUUUCUGUGGAACCAGACGAUAAAGUUGUCUUAACUUCUUCGUUAUCUAAAGAAGAUGAACAGGAAACAUGUCUCGCUCUGACUCAAAGCCCCAGGACGAGGAGGCUUCCUAAAGGGAAAAGAAAUGAAAACAGAGCUGUGGCCUCCUCAGAGUAUUCGCCUUUCCCUCAGAAGGCCAGGAAGCGGCUAACAGAGGAAGAACUGCAUGCGGUAUCACAGAAACUCUCCCAGCGGCUCUCUGAACUAGACUGGAUGUUAAAAAGUGCCCUGGGCAAUGGAGCAACAGACAAGACUGAUGGUGAUACUGGGGAUGAAGAGGUGCACGGUGAAAAUGAGGAGGUACUGUCGCAGCAUAGUGACAGCAUCAUGGAGUACGGACCCAAGAAGCCUAGGCCAGGAUUUUCCAUGUCCAGAAAGGCACCUUACAGAUCCCAUUCACUGUCACCAUCUUCAGUAAACAAACAUAGACAAUUAGAUAAAGAGAGCAAACAGCAGCACAAGUCUAAAGGAACAGAUACCCGACGAUUCCAAGCAAAGGCAUUAACUGAAGCAUUUGAACGGGAACUAAGAAAAAAUAAAGUUCAAGAGAACAUUGGACUGCGAGGGAUAAGUGACGAGGAGGAGGAGGAGGAAACAGAAAAAACACACAGAGAAGCCAUUCCUAAAGGAACUCCAAAACAGAGUCAGAUCCAGAAGAUUUACUCCCGAAAAACUGCAGCCCCAAGUCCAAAAGGUGGUUUCCUGAAGUCAAGCAAGGCAGCUCCAAUGAAAGUAAAUGAACACAGCCUUCUGCCCCUGAUGCUGGAACAGUUUCCAUUUCUCUAUGUUUCUGACCCAACACUGACCAGAAUGUGGAAGCAGCAAAUAGCACAGGUUGAAAAACUCAAAAGAGAAGCACAGAGAGAAAACCGAUCAAAGAAGAAACUCCAGGAUGAAAUAGAAGAAGCCCUGAGAAGGCAUGACCUCCUUACUGCCCUUGUCAAGAAAGAAUCUGAACAUAACAAGAGAUUGCAAGACUUCAAGGACCGAAUUCAUAGACAAAGGUUGACCCAAUCAAAGAUAAAAGAAAAUCGUCAGCAAAUUGUUCGUGCCCGAAAAUACUAUGAUGAUUACAGAGUUCAGUUACGUGCAAAGAUGAUGAGGAUGAGAACCCGGGAAGAAAUGAUCUUUAAGAAACUGUUUGAAGAAGGUUUGCAAAUUCAGAAGGAAAGACUUCGAGACCUAAGAAACUACGCCAAAGAGAAACGCAACGAAGAAAAGAGACAGCACAAGAAUGAACUGGACUCGAUGGAAAACUACUAUAAGGACCAGUUUUCAUUGCUGGCAGACGCCAUAUCACAGGAGCGUCAGGAACUUAAAGCAAGAGAGAAGUCUCAGGCUCAGACAUUACAUAAGGUGAAGCGGGAGCUGAGGGCUAAGAUGGAGAAGGAGAUCCAGCAACUGCAGUAUCUGAUAACCCAGAAUGACGACGAUGCUUUCUUCCGGGAACUAGAAGCAGAGCGCUUCAGAGCUCGGCUGCAGCUGGCUUCCUUCCAGUACAGUAAAAACCCUUCCCCAAGAGGCCAAAUGUCCUAGGUGAAGUUUCUAGAGACCUUAAUAGUAUGGGAGAGGUAGACCUGGGCCAUUAAAGUGCUAAACCAGAAUUGUUUUUUAAGUGCUUUAUCUAUGUAUUCAUGCCAGAACUUACCAUUUUUUAAAAUAAAAACUAUUUUUCUUAAAGCUUA
Phodopus roborovskii (desert hamster) is the source of this 2864-nucleotide messenger RNA. RefSeq names its product centrosomal protein 95 (gene Cep95). The record is from RefSeq and is a predicted model, not a curated record. Lineage: Eukaryota; Metazoa; Chordata; Mammalia; Rodentia; Cricetidae. Gene Ontology annotation, cellular component: spindle pole; centrosome. The transcript is spliced from 20 exons. The coding region runs from base 1 to 2715 and encodes 904 amino acids.